Dromiciops gliroides (monito del monte) is the source of this 1576-nucleotide messenger RNA. RefSeq names its product nucleobindin 1 (gene NUCB1). Lineage: Eukaryota; Metazoa; Chordata; Mammalia; Microbiotheria; Microbiotheriidae. The transcript is spliced from 13 exons. The record is from RefSeq and is a predicted model, not a curated record. The coding region runs from base 175 to 1533 and encodes 452 amino acids. Gene Ontology annotation, molecular function: calcium ion binding. Gene Ontology annotation, cellular component: endoplasmic reticulum-Golgi intermediate compartment; extracellular exosome.
UUUGGAGGCGGAGGCGGGACGAAUCGAAAGUCUGGGAGCCAACGAAGAAGCGGGAGGCUGACCUUAGGCAGCUGCUGGGCUCGGAAACAUCCUACCCUGUUCCGCGUUUCGGAAGUGUCUAGGACCUCCCCCCCAAACCCCCGGCUCGUGCGGACAGAGACGGCAGCCCUCAGCAUGCUGCCCCGGGGACUCUUGGCUGCCUUGCUGCUGCUGCUGCUGCUGCUGCUGCCGCCCACGCCUGUGCAGCCAGUUCCUCUGGACCGGCCUGAGCCCAAGAAGGAUGAAGUGCCCCCUUCGCCUCCAGAGACCCCGGACACAGGACUGUAUUACCAUCGCUACCUACAAGAGGUGAUCCAGGUCCUGGAGACAGAUGGCCAUUUCCGAGAGAAACUACAGGCUGCCAACGCAGAAGACAUCAAGAGUGGGAAACUGAGUCAGGAGCUCGACUUUGUCAGCCACCACAUCCGCACCAAACUAGAUGAGCUCAAACGGCAGGAAGUGUCCCGCCUUCGGAUGCUGCUCAAGGCCAAGAUGGAUGCCGCCCAGGAGCCUGAGGUACAGGUGGACCACCUGAGCCUUCUGAAGCAGUUUGAACACCUGGACCCUCAGAACCAGCACACGUUUGAGGCCCGAGACCUGGAGCUGCUGAUCCAGACGGCCACCAGGGACCUGGCACAGUAUGACGCAGCCCACCACGAGGAGUUCAAACGGUAUGAGAUGCUGAAGGAACACGAGCGGAGGCGUUACCUGGACUCCCUGGGAGAGGAGCAGCGACUGGCCGAGGAGCAGCGGCUUCGGGAGCAGAAACAGAGGCACCAGCAGCACCCGAGGCUCAAUGUGCCGGGCAGCCAGGCCCAGCUGAAGGAGGUUUGGAAGGAGACCGACGGGCUGGAUCCCACUGAGUUCAACCCAAAGACCUUCUUCAGGCUCCAUGACACGAACAGCGACGGCGUCCUGGAUGAGCAGGAACUGGAGGCCCUCUUUACCAAGGAGCUGGAGAAGGUCUAUGACCCCAAGAACGAGGAUGACGACAUGCGGGAGAUGGAGGAAGAAAGGCUGAGAAUGCGGGAGCAUGUGAUGAAGACAGUGGACACAAACCAGGACCGCCUGGUGACCCUCGAGGAAUUCCUUCUGGCCACGCAGAGGAAGGAGUUUGAAGAGGCUGCCCCGAAGGGCUGGGAGACGCUGGAGGAGCACCCAGCUUACACUGAAGAGGAGCUAAGACGCUUUGAGGCAGAGUUGGCGGCCCGAGAGACUGAGCUGGCCGCCCAGGCCCAGCGGUUGAGCCAGGAGAGCCAGGCCCUGGACCGCUCCCAGGGGCUGCUGGAAGCCCAGAAGAAGGAGUUUCAGCAGGCUGUUCUUCACAUGGAGCAGAGGAAGCAGCAGGGGCCCCCAGACCCGCCUGCUCCAAGCCCUGAGGGUCGCCUCCUUUUCCAGCCUCAUCCAGAGACAGAAGCUCGAGCAGAGCCAACCGUGGAAAAGGAGGGGCCAGCCCCAGGCCCGGAUUCCCCUGUGCCUGAUGCCCAGCACUAGUGAUCCCUAAGGCCCCCCAAUAAAGACUUUCUGGGUACCACGA